Molecule: messenger RNA, 1948 nt
Organism: Capra hircus (goat)
Lineage: Eukaryota; Metazoa; Chordata; Mammalia; Artiodactyla; Bovidae
Gene: AQP7
Product: aquaporin 7
Exons: 8
Coding region: 307-1299 (330 amino acids)
Biological process (GO): glycerol transmembrane transport; water transport
Cellular component (GO): basolateral plasma membrane; plasma membrane
Molecular function (GO): urea transmembrane transporter activity; glycerol channel activity; water channel activity
Source: RefSeq, a predicted model, not a curated record
GAGAAGGGGUGCUAUUUUGGGCAGUGUGUCUGCACUUGGCUCGAGUGACAAGGGCCAAACCCCUGCUCCACUGACCUCUUCCCUGGAGGAGCAGAGCAGAGUAGCACUCAGGUUGCCUUGAGGAGGGCUGAGAGGCGGGCUCUGGCCGGGCACAUAGGGACCGCAGAGCCCUAGCAGAGGCUGCAGCCAGAGCCCGAGACGGUCAUGGAGGAAGCUGUCCAGGGGCUGCUGUGACUGAGAGGCCCCAAGGCAGGCAACUGGGAGCAUAAGGCCCUUCAGCAGACAUCUAAAAAUCUCAAAGACAACAUGACUCACUCAGACAGGAAGAGGCGGUCCACCCGCAUGUCCAAGGUGGUCUCUACACCUACAGCAACAAAGAUGAAAGUCAUAUGGCAGAAUGAGAAUGUUCGAGAGUUCCUGGCAGAGUUCAUCAGCACAUAUGUCAUGAUGGUGUUUGGUCUCGGUGCUGUGGCCCACAUGGUUCUAGGAGGUAAAAUGGGGAGCUACCUCGCUGUCAAUUUGGGUUUUGGCUUUGGAGUCACCAUAGGAAUACACAUGGCGGGGAACAUCUCUGGGGCCCACAUGAAUGCGGCCGUGACCUUCACCAGCUGUGCACUAGGCCGCAUGUCCUGGAAGAAGUUUCCUGUGUAUGUUCUGGGUCAGUUCCUGGGCUCCUUCGUGGCAGCGGCCACCAUCUACAGCCUCUUCUACACCGCUAUUAUCGACUUCUCGGGGGGAAAGCUGAUGGCGACUGGCCCCACAGCCACUGCUAACAUUUUUGCCACCUACCUUCCUGACCACAUGACACUGUGGAGGGGCUUCCUGGAUGAGGUGGUGGUGACUGGGAUGCUUCAGCUAUGUCUCUUAGCCAUCACAGACAAGGGGAACAACCCAACACUGUUGGGGACACAGGCCAUUGUGACCGGCAUCCUUAUUGUCAUCAUCGGAGUAUCCCUGGGCAUGAACUCGGGAUAUGCCAUCAACCCAUCCCGGGACCUGCCUCCCCGCUUCUUCACCUUCCUCGCUGGCUGGGGCUCACAGGUCUUCAGAACCAAGGACUGGUGGUGGGUGCCGGUGGUGGCACCACCCCUGGGUGCCUACUGUGGUGCCAUCAUCUACUUGUUCUUCAUUGGCUCCAACAAGCCAGAGGAGCCGCAAGUCCUGGAGAAUCCCUCGACGAUUGAAGACCACAGAGUAUCUGUGUUGCCCAAGACCGUGUCUCACCAGCACGGGGUCGCUUCCCUCACCCCUGUCUCUGUGUACCCCGAAGAUAGAUCCUCAGUCUUGUACCACCCUUAAGUGACUCCAUCUGCCUAGAGCCCCUCUAAGACUAUUUGUGACCCUGCAUCCACCCCAAUAAAGAAAGCCUUGUCCCACAGUGGCAACCCCGCUUCUUGGGGGCCUCCUGUGGUGGGGCUUACCUCCUGGGUUCUCUCAGAAGCUCCCAGGUUAUGCUAUAGCCCAAGGCUGGGCAGGAGCUGAGGGGCCUCCAACUCCUGCCAGCCCUGGGAGCUGGGUGGCCCCCAGGGGAGUGAGUGGAAGGGCCGGUCAGUGGCCUCAGUAAAGACAGGACUAGAUUAGGGGAGUCCGGACACAGAAGGGUGGGCUGCCAGGCACAGGGCAGGGAGGAGAUGGCAUGGGGGGGGUGGAUUCCAGCUGGCAGAUGGGGGGGGUCAGCCCUGGAGGAACCUUGAGCUGCCCUGGGAGAAGACUCUGGACUCUCCUUCAGUCCUGGCCAGUCCUUGGACCAGGCAAGGCAAGGCCCCAGUGUGUGGAUCAGAGUUUCUCAACCUUUUUUUUUCUCUUAGUCUCCCCUCCUCAGGAGACUUUUAGGCAUUUUUCCCCCUUACUUGCAUGAUAUUUUAAUACCACAGAUAUACUGUAUAUCUGUUUGUGUACUGUACAUAUAUCUUUGCUUUAUACAAAAAAAGUAAGAUUUUAAAAAAUC